AUGGAAAAUGAAGAUUUUAAAGAGUACGCUAGUCGCGUCAAUCUUCAGUGUGAACUUUUUAAACUGGAUAACUUAACCAUAGAUCAGUUCAAGUGUUUAAUUUUCAUACUUGGUCUUAAAUCAUCACAAGACAGUGACAUCAGAAUCCGUUUAUUAAGGCAUCUCAAUGAAAGUAAGGAAGUAGUCAACCUAGAAAAGCUAGUUGAUGAAACACAAAGCAUUUUGGAUUUGAAAAGUGACACAGCGCUAAUUGAGGGAAGCGUAAAACAAUGCAACAAUAUUGGUAAGCCACAACAAAAACAAAAGUUAUCAAAAACAGCAUGUUGGUACUGUGGAGAUAUGCACUAUGCUAAACAUUGGCCCUAUUCCAAGCAUAAGUGUACCAAAUGCGAACAGAUUGGUCACAAAGAUGGUUUUUGCAAAAACAAGCAGCAACAGAGCAAAACCAAUCAUGACCAACAUUCAAAGAAGAACAAUCAUCAGAAUUUCAACAAGAACAAAGGAAAAUUCAAUGCCAAAACAAUAUUGUCAACAAAACAAGUACAAUUCAAGGAAUUAAGAAAAUAUGUCACAGUGAGUAUUAAUUCCAAACAAGUAAAAUUACAAGUGGAUACAGCCUCGGACAUGACCAUAAUUUCUGAGUCAACUUGGAAACGCAUCGGAAGACCUGAAGCAACCCCAACAAAAGACACCGCCAAUGUUGCUAAUGCUAAACAGAUGAAAUUUUUGGCCAAAUGUUCAAUAGAAGUCUCAAUAGGAAAUAGAUCUGAAAUAGUGGAAUGCUAUAUUUCAGACGUUGAAUCACUAAAUGUAAUGGGCAUAGAUUGGAUUGAAAAAUUUAACCUAUGGAACAUUCCCAUCACAGCAUGGUGUCGUCAAAUAAAUUUCAACGAUGAAAUAUCAAAAAUAAAAGCAUCAUUCAAAGAAGUAUUUGACAACAGUUCAAUGGGUUUAUGUACCAAAACAAAAGUUAACAUCAAGGUACUUCCAAAUGUAAAAGAAGUUUUUAUACCAAAAAGACCAGUUCCAUACGCAGCACGCAGUGAAAUUGAAACCGAACUGCAACGUCUUGAAAAUUUAGGUAUAAUAACUCCAGUGGACACAUCAAAGUGGGCAGCACCUAUAGUCGUAAGUAAACGAAAUGGAAAAGUAAGAAUUUGCGGAGACUAUUCAACAGGUUUAAACAUUGCCAUAGAACCUAAUCAAUAUCCGUUGCCUACGCCAGAAGAGAUUUUUGCAGAAUGUCACAACUGCACAGUUUUUACCCAUUUGGAUCUAUCGGACGCCUACCUUCAAACAGAAGUAGAUGACGACAGUAAGGAGUUGCUGACAGUCAACACCCACAAGGGAUUGUUCAAAUUCAACAGAUUACCCCCAGGAGUGAAAUGUGCACCAGGUGCAUUUCAACGCAUAAUGGAUCAACUAUGCACAGGUAUAGAUGGCGUUAAGGCAUAUAUCGACGAUAUUAUGAUUGCCAGUCCAGACAUUGAACAGCAUAAGCAAACCUUACAAACAUUACUACAGCGUAUUCAAGAAUUCGGAUUUCGUCUAAAAUUUGAGAAAUGUGCGUUCUUUCAAAGUUCAAUCAUUUAUUUGGGACAAAUAAUUGACAAAACAGGAAUACGUCCAGAUCCACAAAAAAUCAAAGCAGUUCAACAGCUAAAAACUCCAGAGAAUAUAUCUGAGGUGUCAUUCGCAUCCAAAAUCGAUGACUUAGAUAAAUUUGUGAAGAAGAAUAACAUUGGUUUCUCCUGCCUAUUAACUAAAAAUUUUUCCCAAACUGGAGCUAACUCGUUGGUGAGAACAAAGUGUGCAUUGUCACAUUUUGCCAUAAUCGAUUUGUAUGAUGAUGAGAAUAGCGGGGACGGCGCAUAUAAUGGCUACAACGAAGUCAUUGAGAUGUUAAAAAAUAAUAUAUGGUCUAAUGUUUUGACCCCCAGCAAGGGCUCUCAUAAUUUAAUACCAGAUAGUACCAAUGAUGAAUUACAGGAGGAUGAUAAUGAUGUCGAAAAGCAAUUGAACGAAUUUGAAGAUCUGCUUAAUAGCAUACAACAGUUCAAAGUGUCAUUCGCAUCCAAAAUCGAUGACUUAGAUAUAUUUGUGAAGAAGAAUAACAUUGGUUUCUCCUACCUAUUAACUAAAAAUUUUUCCCAAACUGGAGCUAACUCGCUGGUGAGAACAAAGUGUGCAUUGUCACAUUUUGCCAUAAUCGAUUUGUAUGAUGAUGAGAAUAGCGGGGACGGCGCAUAUAAUGGCUACAACGAAGUCAUUGAGAUGUUAAAAAAUAAUAUAUGGUCUAAUGUUUUGACCCCCAGCAAGGGCUCUCAUAAUUUAAUACCAGAUAUUACCAAUGAUGAUUUACAGGAGGAUUAUAAUGAUGUCGAAAAUCAAUUGAACGAAUUUGAAGAUCUGCUUAAUAGCAUACAACAGUUCAAAGUAACAGAUGAGGAAGUGAAAGAAACAGCGGUUCGCCGCCGACUCUGCCCUGACCCACCUGAACCGGAUGUACAAAACCUUCUGGAGGCUACGAAUAGCAUUGGCGACCUAGUCAUUGGAUGUGAUGCUAAUGCCCAUCACAGUGAAACCAAUCCAAGAG
Molecule: messenger RNA, 2596 nt
Organism: Musca vetustissima
Lineage: Eukaryota; Metazoa; Arthropoda; Insecta; Diptera; Muscidae
Exons: 6
Source: RefSeq, a predicted model, not a curated record